AAGGUACAUCAUCAUAACAACAGUUCUGUCCAACCGAGGAGGUCUUGUUCGCCAAAAUAUCGGCAUAAACAGUGCAAUUUCUCGAGUUUAGGUCCAAUUUUAUCCUAGACUACUAAGCAGAAAAGUAAAGUCAAGAUGCCGAAGAAGAAGAAGAAGUCCGGAUCUGGGAAGAAGGGAAAGAAGGGGAAGUUGGCUAAGAUGACUGAGGAAGAGAGGAUAGUGUACCUGGAACAACAGGCACUGGCAGAGGAAGAGAUGAGGAAGAAAAAGGAGGACAUGUUGACUCAGUAUCUAAAGGAUAAACUCACAAAAGAAGAAAAGUUCACAAGGUUCAACCUGAACAAGAUCAACAACCAAUGGCGGGCCAUCAUGCGCGAGUCCAAGUCCAAGGAGCUGCGGAGGGACAUUGAGAUUCUCAGUCAGACUUUCGAACGCGUUGUUGAUCGCAAGGAUAGCGUUAUCCAAUCAUUGGCUAAGGAUAUUGCGGAGGCGGAGGAACAGUUUGCCAUGGCACUGAGGAGUCAUCUAGAAAAUGUAGACGCCCUCAUAGAUCUACAGAGACAGAGACUCUUCACACUCCAGUCUGAGUAUGACACAGAGCUGGAAAUCCUCAAGAAAGAGUUUGAUUCAGAAAGGGACCUGAUCGUGGCUCAGCACAAGAAGGAGAUGACAGACCUGCAGGACGUGAUGUUUGCCAUGGAGCAGAACUUCCAGGACCGCGAGGCCGAGGCACGACAGGAGUUCCAGAGCAUGAGGGAUGAAAUCAAGAACAAGAACCUUGAGGAGAAGCAUGCCCUGCGGAUUCAGCUAGAGGGCGCUGUUGAGGACCUGUGGAGACAGUUCCAGCAGGCACUCAAGUCCUACAAUGAGUCCACGGAGGAGAGGAAGGUCGCCUUUGAGAACCUGAAGGCCAAGGACGAGAAGAGUGCGAAGGAGAUUGAGAUGCAGAUGAGAAAACUACAGAGGAUAUCUGACCAGAUAGCCCAACUGAAGGCCAAGAUGGCGCAGAAUUCCCGCGAGUGUGACGAGCGGAAUCACCAGAUCAAGAACGAGCGUGAGGUCAUCCUGCAGCACUUCCACGCGCUGAAGGACCGCAUGAACUCCAUGCGCGAUCGGGAGAGAGCGAGACUGACCAAGCUCACCCUGCAGAGUAACUCAGCCAUCAAGGAGCUACAGAGGGUUCAUGAGAAGGGUGAACGUAUCCUGAAGCUGUCUGAGAUGUGCAGGAAGCUGGAGACGGAGGAGGAGAAGGUCCUGCCGUUCUACGCUUCCUCCCUCACCGAGGAGGAACAACAGGACGUGGAGGCCGCCGUGGGGGAACCACCGUCCGAACCGUUAGCCGAGGUGAUGCAUGAGUAUGUGUCACUAGAGAACUUCUGGAAGAGAUACAACAAAGUUCUGCUGGAUAAACUGGCCCUGGAGAAGGAGAGGGCAGGACUGAUGACGGAGAACAACCAGCUCCGAACACUGCUCAAACAGUACCUGGACGGGAUCUCUGUCAACGACGAGAUCUUAUCACAGGUCAACCCACUGUUCGUGGUCAACCACAGGACCAAUGUCAAGUUAUCUGUACCGGUGGUGGACCCACGCGUGAGACGACCAGGACAGACGGUUGUGGAGGCAGCACACGUCGUCAAACAUCACACCAUGGGGGGUCUGUUGAAACGCGACAUGGUUUAACCAUCCAACAUGGCUGACGUAGUAGAGAAGUGGGGAUGGGGGCUGUUGUUAUUUUACUGAUCCGAGUAUAGGCAGAUGCAAUGUCUAUGUGGCUAUUAAUAUUCAUGAGUUGUUCAAUUAAGAAGUGUGUAAGGGUCAAUCUAGUGUUGUGUUACACAAAUUUCUUGAGUUGUAAAAAAUAAAGUCACCUUAAACUGGAAUUGGAGCACAUACCUUGAAAAGUGACCAAAAAAUGCCUACACCCCUAUAAAAAGGCUACAGAACUUUUGUAGUGAUUUCUGCUUGUACAUGUAUCGUUCCACUUUGGAAGUUUGUCAUGUGGACCAUGAAUUCUUCAGUUAUAAUUCCAGAACCCAGAGAAAGAUAGAUUUUACCAACAAGAGUUUAUUUUACAAAUGACAGAAAUUCUAUGGCAUACAAAUGAAGUUUUAUCACAAGUGUAUAUAGAAUGUUUUUGUCUUACAUUUGUAUGCACCAGGUCAGAUGUUUCUGAAGAACUAUGUGUAUGAUACUUAGAUGUGUUGAACUGUAAUAAAAAUAACUUUUCAAAGAAAACAUCAUGAUUUUCUACUGUUUUCUUCAUAUGAUCAGUGCUAUGA
Molecule: messenger RNA, 2279 nt
Organism: Branchiostoma belcheri (Belcher's lancelet)
Lineage: Eukaryota; Metazoa; Chordata; Leptocardii; Amphioxiformes; Branchiostomatidae
Product: coiled-coil domain-containing protein 65-like
Exons: 10
Coding region: 136-1680 (514 amino acids)
Biological process (GO): cilium-dependent cell motility; axonemal dynein complex assembly; regulation of cilium movement
Cellular component (GO): axonemal dynein complex; axoneme
Source: RefSeq, a predicted model, not a curated record